Molecule: messenger RNA, 1629 nt
Organism: Lathyrus oleraceus (garden pea)
Lineage: Eukaryota; Viridiplantae; Streptophyta; Magnoliopsida; Fabales; Fabaceae
Exons: 6
Coding region: 1-1629 (542 amino acids)
Molecular function (GO): zinc ion binding
Source: RefSeq, a predicted model, not a curated record
AUGACUAGUGAACAAGUGAAAUUUUGUUUAAGAUGUUGUGGUCCGCCGUGUUUGUUUAGUGGAAGCAAAGGGCCAGUUGAUAUACAACAAGUGGAAUGUGGGGAUUUUGAUCAUUUAUACACACCUCCUGGGAGUGAUGAUGAUGAAAAUGUAGUUAAGUUUCCAACUUAUAAGAGUGGUGAGGGAAAUGGGUUUCAAUUAGGAAUGUUUACAAACAAAGAGAUAAUAAGAGAUGCUAUCAAAGAUUAUGUUGAUGAGCAUACAUGCCAUGAAAUUGCAUGUAAUAAGAAUGUUAAGACUACAUGGCUUGCCAAAAAAAUUGCAAAUGUCCUAAGGCAUAGCCCUUAUAUUAAGCCAACAGGUCUCAUGGUUGAAUCUCUUGAGAGGUGGGGAGUGAAGAUAUCACAAGAUCAAGCAUAUAGAGCAAAAAGGAAGGCUAUGGAUUUGAUUCAAAGUGCUAGUUGUGAUCAAUUUAAUUAUUUGAGGAGUUAUACAAAAGAGUCGUUAAAGUCAAAUCCUAAGAGCACUAUGUAUAUACAAUAUGCUGAGAGCAAAGGGGGAUAUGGUGGACAAUUAAUGUUUACAGUAGGCAGGGAUAAUAACAACCAAAUCUUUUCAAUUGAAUAUGUAGUGGUUGAAGUUGAGACCAAAGAUUCGUGGGAAUGGUUCUUACACGUUUUAUUGGAAGAUUUAAGUGCAUUCAAUCAAAAAGCAUAUGGAUUUAUUUCUAACCAACAUAAGGGGUUGGUUCCUGCAAUUCAAGGCAUUAGUGUCCAUGUGGAGCAGAGACUUUGUGUCAAGCAUCUAUAUGGUAAUUGGAAGAAGAAAUAUUUUGGUUUGGAGUUAAAGGAGGCGAUGUGGGUAGCAUCCAUAGUAACUACAGUACCAUUGCGGAAAAGAGUUAUGCAGAAAAUGAAAGAAUUGAAUGAAGGUGCAUGGAAGGACAUGAUGGAUACCCCUGCACAACUUUGGACCAGAUCACAUUUUAAGACAUAUACAAAGUGUGAUAUCCAAGUAAACAACAUGUGUGAGACUUUUAACAGAGCAAUAUUGGAACAUAGAGACAAGUCAAUAAUCACUUUAUUGGAGGGAAUUAAACAUUAUAUAACAAAGAGGAUCACAAAACAGAAGGAUUUGUUACAAGGGUAUGAUGGAAUUAUCAAUCCUAGAUUCCAGCUGGUCAUUGAGAAGAAUAAAAAACAUGCACAGGGGUGGACUCCAACAUGGCAUGGAAAUGAUGAUCUUCCAAUUUUUGGUGUGACUAAUGGGAUUGAGACCUACUGUGUCAAUCUUAAAAAUGAAACAUGUUCAUGUAGAAAGUGUGAUUUGUCUGGAAUACCUUGUUGUCAUGUAAUCACAUGCAUCUGGAACAUCAAAAAACAACCUGAAAAUUAUGUGGCUGAGUAUUAUAGGAAGUUAACUUUUCAAAAGAUCUACUCAAAUAUUGUAUUUCCAACAAAUGAACCACAAUUGUGGUCUAUAGUUGAUCAUGUGCCAAUUUAUCCUCUUAUUAUGAGACAAUCAAUUGGUAGUCCAAAAAAGCUGAGAAAAAAGGAAAAUGAUGAUCCAAAGAACCCUCAUGUGCUUUCAAGGAGACUUGCAACAAUUACUUGUAAGAAGUGUGGAUAA